UCAGUAGACUUUCAAAACAGGGAGCACUGAUUGAAUGCUUCCAUUGAAUGAUGCAAAAUGUUAUCCUUUAAACAAGAAUUCCAGCUAAAGAACUUCAAGUUCAACUACAGACCCGUUAAAGAUUUCGUCACAUCUCCGUGGUUUCCAACACCAGUGCUCAUUAUCUAUCGAUGCGUGUUCGCCAUCUACAGCACAACAUGGAUAACCUACAGACUAUUCGCACACGACCGGUUCCGCAAAGUAGUCACCAUGUUUUACAUGACCAAUUGGUCCUAUUUCACCCUAAUUAAUUACUUUUCCAUAUCGGCCGGCAUCACAAUAAUACACUACAUCAAAAAAAGGCAAGGAAAAGAACAUGUUAUCGUGGAUGACGUCGAAAAAGGUCAACCACGUGACGACGAGACGAGAUGGUACCACAAGAUGCAGUGGUUCUUCUACAGCGUCGCUUCUACCCAGGCAAUAGGAGUCACUUUGUUCUUCUGGUUGUUUGAUUACGAUGGCAUGGGUAUAACUCUUUCAGAUGUCAACGUCCACGUCCUGAAUUCUGUGUUCAUGCUGAUUGAUCACUCCCUAAGCUCCAUGCCCGUGCGUGUGUUACACGUGGUGUACCCCAUGGCAUUCAUUCUUCUUUAUAUGAUAGCUACAGUGCUGUAUUGGGCACUCAUCAGUAAGGAGUACAUAUACAAGAAAAUGGACUACAGCACUAACCCUGGUCUGGCUGUUGGGCUGCUAUUGGCCGCCAUGUUUAUCAUAGCWCCCGUUGUUCAUUCGUUUUAUUAUGCAACUUACCGGUUAAGGGCGUAUUUGGCAGCGAAGUUGACAAAAGAUGACAGCGAAGAGCUUGGCGAAGAAAUGCAGGGAAAGUAACCAUCCCGGGGGAGGGAAGGGGAGGGGGGGAGGAGUAAUUCUCGAGCUAGGAAACCUGGAUCCUAUAGUCUUAGAAAGACGGAGGGUUUAUAAAUGACAUAUGUCGUAUUUCCGAGAAAAGUUGACAAAGAUGACAGCGAGGAGCUUUGCAAAGAAAUGCAGGAAAGUAACCAUUAUCCUUGGGGGGGGGGGGGGGGGAGGAGUAACUUCUGGGACUGCGAAACGUGGACUCUGUAGUCUUAGAAUGACGGAGGGUUUAUGAAUGACAUAUGUCGUAUUUCGAGGGGGUUACAGGUUUGACCCCCUUAAUUAAAAAACUUUUCUCCAUUGCGGGAUUUCUGUCCUUAAACCAUUUUAAUAAGGACAGUCUAUAAACGUCAAGUGAUACAAUCUAUUUAAUAAAUUGCAAAAUAACUCAAUUUUUUACCAUGUAAACAAGAAGGGCGAGGUAUCAAUUUCAAAUAUUGUAAUUUUUUUAGUUUUACUUUUUUGCUAUAACGUUGAUCGGAAAUUUUGGAUUUAUAAUCUAUAUUAUAUUUAAUAUUAAGAUAUUGGACAUGAUGAAAAAGUAUUUUUUGUCAAAUGUCAAAUAAUAUUUUUUUACAUUUUUCUUUCAUUAAUACACAAUGAAGUGGUGGCUAAAAAUUAAGAAUGGGUUGGCAAUAAAAUAAACUUUAUUUGUCUCA
Messenger RNA from Exaiptasia diaphana, 1553 nucleotides. RefSeq names its product protein rolling stone. NCBI's taxonomy places the organism in Eukaryota, Metazoa, Cnidaria, Anthozoa, Actiniaria, Aiptasiidae. The coding region runs from base 58 to 867 and encodes 269 amino acids. Gene Ontology annotation, cellular component: membrane. The transcript is spliced from 2 exons. The record is from RefSeq and is a predicted model, not a curated record.